Molecule: messenger RNA, 4692 nt
Organism: Coregonus clupeaformis (lake whitefish)
Lineage: Eukaryota; Metazoa; Chordata; Actinopteri; Salmoniformes; Salmonidae
Product: activity-dependent neuroprotector homeobox protein 2
Exons: 5
Coding region: 400-3309 (969 amino acids)
Biological process (GO): regulation of gene expression
Cellular component (GO): nucleus
Molecular function (GO): DNA binding
Source: RefSeq, a predicted model, not a curated record
CAUGUCCUGAACACAAGCGCCAUUUUUUUUUUUUUACUUCAGGAGGAGGGUGAAACAGCAUAAUACAUCAAUUAUUUCACUUUAAUGUAAAUCAUUCUUUCCUGAAUUAACUUUGGCGGCUGCAUCUUGUCUGGAGAGGUGAGUGGCAGAGCAUCGUCCAGGUGGAUUGAUUGCACACUUCCGUGACACCGAGACUGAAGCUCUCGCGGAUUGGUGAAACUAUCCAGAUACGAAAAAAAAAAAAUCGCGACAGACAUCCUUUUAUAACCGGAGACGCCAAAGCAAAGUAACAUUUGACUGCCAGUUGUGACAAUGUCCAAUGGGGUGACGCCAAAAAAUGAAUGGAAAAAUAAGUGAAAUGGAAAAAAAAUAAAGCAUGAAGCAGGAAGCUGAGGAACAAUGUAUCAAGUCCCUGUUGGAAACUUGGAAAACAUCAGAAAAACAAGGAGAAAAGUGAAACACAUUUUGAGUGACUUUGGACUGGAGAAUUGUGAAGUCCUUCUGGAAGAGCUGCAGAAGGAGAAGGAGAAGAACUCUGAUGAAGAUUCUGAUUCUGAUGAGGCGUUCCAGGAGACCGAGUGGGUGGACCUCAGUGAGCCCUUUCUAGGCAAGAGGAAGAAAAAGUGGCCGUACCGCACGCGGCUGUUGUGCUGCACCCUCUGUAAGUACUCCACCCGGAACUGGUACUCCUACAAGAGUCAUCUACAGCGGAGCCAUGAGUAUGAGAGGAAACUGUGUGCUCUGGCUCCCUGCCAGAUCUGCCCCUUCGUCGCCCACCCCCGAGUCCUCAAGAAGCACCUCCUCCUCUUCCAUGGCUCUCCGAACGUGGACCAAGAUGCAGCGUCUCUGCAUUCAACUACCAAGAAAGGGGACCGAUUUAAGUGUCGUAAAUGCCGAUAUGUGGACUCAAACCUGUUCUCAAUGAAGAAGCACGUCCUGCUGAACCACCUGGAGAAGCUGUGGCACCACUUUUCAGGACGGAUACCAGACACUAAGUUCCCCCAUUCAGCCUCCAAGCAGUUCUGUAAGGUGUGCAAAAUGGCCAUCGAAAGCACAGAGCACAUGCUGCACCACAUCCUGGCCUCUCCCACUCACCAGUGGGCCUGCGCUCAGAUAAGGACCUGGAUCUUAGAGAACACUCAGUAUGUCAAGCCUUCAAAUUACCAAACACUGGCCCCUAAAAACCAGCUGCCAAAGUUGUCCAGUCCUGAGCAGCUGGCAGGGCCCAACCAGAGCUUCCUCCCCCCUCAGGCUUCAACCCUGGUUCAGCUGGCCAGUGCCGAGGCUAAGGGCCUUCUCCAGCCUGGUGCUACUGUCAACCUGCAGAGUGCUAUGCCACAGGGGGCCAUCUCAGCCACCAUGCCCAUCGGCCAGACCAUGGUCAGACUGCCCUCUGGCACCUCACUACCUGGUGCUCCUCACAACCAGGUGCCUUUCACCAUAGGGGUCCAAGGUCAGCAGCAGGCCCAGCAGGUCUUCCUGCCCCCAAGGGUGCAGAUCAGCAUUCCAGGGAUGUCCCAGUCCCUCAUGAUGACUCAGCGCCUCCCACUGAACCAUGGGACCCCCCAGGGUACCAUGCUCCAGAGCACCCCUCAGGGUACCAUGCUGACCUCCCAGUCCCUCCUCAGCCACCUCAUCCCCACAGGCAACAAGGUCAACGGCAUGCCCACCUACACUUUCGCCACGCCGGUGGGAAUGCCCGGCCAGACGAGUAACGUCCAGCUGAUCAGCAAGGCUCCUCAACCCAUCAAACCAGCAGGUAAUCCCGCUCUCAACGCCAAAGCCAAGAAGUGGAUCACCUGUCCCAUCUGUAAUGAACUGCUCCCCUCCAAUGUCUAUGAGGCUCACCAACAGGCUGCCCACAAGGCCCAGCCCAGAACAGCCAAGCAGCAGGGCCUUGCCGCCCGCGCUCCCUUCCUCAGGAAGAUGCCUGACAAGACAGUCAAGUGUUUGAAGUGUAAGAUCCUCCUGUCUGAGAAGGGCCUCUUUGAACACCUGCUGCACGGGCUCAACUGUCUCUACUGUCCUGGGAUGUUCUACUCCAUCCAACAACUGGUUGAACACACAAAUACACAACACAACCCCACACAGAAGGCCAACUGUGACUUCAUGAGGCGGGAGUAUAGACUGUACACAGAUGACAGCGGUAACCUUCUGUUCCCCUACUUUGACAUCAACACCACGGCCCCCAAAGAGAUCCUGGGAGACGGAGAGCUGAAACUGGCUCUGGUCACCAACUCCCUGGACCUGAUCUUCCUCAAGAUGCAGCCUGGUGGUAAACAGGAAGUGUGUCGGAACCCCAGUAAAACGACGCGGACCGACUGCCCCUUCUGUGAAGAGAAGUGUGUCACAGUGGAGAACUACCAGGCCCAUCUGAGUGAGAAGCACUGCAUCGCGCCCACCGUCCACGCCAUCCUCAAGACCGCAGCGUUCAAAUGCAUCUACUGUAACGGCGUUUACACAGGCAAGACCACGCAGAGAGCUAUAGUCAUCCAUCUACAACGCUGCCGCCGUGCACCCAAGACCCCUAAAGACGCAGACAGACUCCAGUCCGCCCCCACCAAUGGACGCCAGCAGCAGGUCAUGGCCUUUAACCAGAUGAUCCAGGUGCCAGGUCUGUACUCUGCCCAGCUCCCUCCCGUCCCCAUGGCAGCAGCGCUGGCCUCCGUCCCCGUCCCCCAGCCCUCUGAGUCUCCUGCUGAGCUGCAGAGCAAACUGAGGCUGGAGGCGGCCUUCAGGGAGGCCAUGGAGGCCAACAAGAAAGCGAGGGAUGCCCGGGCAGCCUUCCGUAAGCAACGAGAGAAGGAGAAACGAGAGCAGGCACCCCUAACAGACCCCUCUAUUCAGCUAGCACUGGACCCCAGUGGGAUGGAGAAACGCCCCUCUGAGGAGCGUAAAGACUUCCUCACUAGAUACUUUCACACCAAGCCAUAUCCCACAAAGAAGGAGUCUGAGGAGCUCUCCAAGAGACUGUGGCUGACCCGGACUGAGGUGUCCACCCUGUUUGGGAUGAAGCGCACCAAGUGCAUGAAGGCGAUCCAGAGGAACAGCCCUACCAUCAUCAUGGGCUUCAACAUGACCGAGCUGAAGAAACUUAAGCACGACCUCCUCAUCCCAGAGGUGGAACCUGCAGAACCUGAGAAGAUGGCUGACCAUGAAGUGGAACCCGAAGAACCAGAACAGACAGAUUCUCCAGGAAGGGAACCAGCAGAACCAGAAAUUUCUGUUCCAGAAGAAGAUCCCUUAGAACCACAUCAGAUGGAUGUUCCAGAGAUGCAUCCUUUAGAACCAGAGCCGAUGGCUGUCUGAGUUGUCACUUCAGAGUACAUGUACAGUGUAUAUAGAUACCUUUACCUGGCUGACUGCAGCAGAUUGCAGUGCCCUGAAAUGUAUACUUUUAUAUUGAUGUUGAUCUGCCUGCUAGUGUGGUCAAGAUUAAAUGUCAACUUAAUUUUAGAUGUUUACUUAUUAUUCUCCUUUUCGUAGAACUGUAAUUCAAAUGUUGACAUUCUCACAGGCUAUAUGUUAGAACAAACCUCUGUAUACAAGUGUAAAAAAUCUAAAGCCAGGAUUUUGUUAGUUAAGUCAAUUCUGGUUCAACAAAGGGUAUUGAUUCUGAGUGACUCUCCGUUUUCAGGGGUAUGUUACGAGAGCUGUGUUACAUACAACCAACGCAUGGUUAUAUCCACCAUUUCUUUCUAGUGGGCAUCUUUUAGAGAUUUUUUCAGCCCAUUGACAAUGAUUCAGUUCGAAGGAUAUUUUACUUGCUGCUUGUUUUGAAAUGCUGUCUUAACUGUAAAAGCUAUAAAGCACACCUGUAUUUAGUAUUAUGGAAUACUCAUGGUAUACAAAUUGAGAAUUGAUUACUGACUUUUAAGCAACUAAAUCAUUAACUCAUGUUCAAAACAUAAUGAACAGUAUUUGUAAAUGUUGUUUAUCACCAUGAGUAUCAUCAAAAUACCUUUUUUCUGUAAGUGAGGUAUGAUAGUUACUGGCCAUCGUUCUCAAUAGUAACUCAAAUCUAUUAUGUGGUUAUAUGAGUCCAUUGACCAGAUGAGACUGAGUAUAAUCAUAACUGUAAGAUAUAGUCCAGCUUUUUUAUUUUCAGAAUGUGUAUCAACAGCUAUGCUAUUCUUCCCUCUAAUGAUACUAUGUAAUGGAUCGUUAUGAGUUUGCUCAGAUACUGAAUUGUUCCAUAGCCUCCAUCACUUUCACCUUUGCUUUCCUCACCCUUGUUAUGUUGCUGUUUGUGUUUUUUUUGUCCACUCAUUUUGUUGAAAGUUAUAAUUUUUUGGGAAAACAGAAUACCUCUCCUGGUGUUUUUACCAUUAUUUUCAUAAGUUAAUUCCUCUAUGGCAAGGGUGUCAAACUCAUUCCAUGGAGGGCCUAGAGUCUGCUGUUUUUUUUCUCCCUUUUCUUUUCAAUUAGGACCUAGACAACCAGGUGAGGACAAGGGAGGAGCGAAAACCUGCAUACACUCGGCCCUCCUUGGAAUGAGUUUGACUAGUGAGUUUUUCGUCUUUGUUUCUUCCUGUCACAUUUGCAAUUGAUUGUCAGGUUUAUGUACUAUAUACCUGUUGGGUUUUCUAUGGUUUCAGUCCUUGAGAAGCAUAAAUGUAUUUGGACUUGAAGGUUUGAGCCUGCUGAUGCAUUGUGGCAGAAUUGUGCAGAAUAAACACUUUUUCCUAUAAA